AUGAGUGAUGAGAAACAUGACACGGCUGCGGCGCCUGUGUCUGAAGACGAGGGCCGACAGACCGACUCGUCCUUCUCGUCGAUACCGAAUGGGCAUGCGGGAGGUGGACUUGUUUUGAAACGGAAGAAACCUAUUGCGGCGUGGAGGCUUGCCGUCAUGUUUGCGUGUAUUGGCAUGGGACUGUUUCUUUCUCUGAUAGAUGCUACUGUUGUUGCUACCAUGUUGGUUGACAUAUCAGAUGAGUUUCAAGACUUUAAGACGUCGUCUUGGGUAGUUUUGAGUUACACCUUGACUGAAGUUGGCUUUGCUGUCGCCAUGGCUAGAUUUUCGGAUGCCAUUGGCCGCAAAACCGUCGUGUGUACCUCCUUCAUGAUCUUCCUCGCCGCCUCCAUGGGCUGCGGUGCUUCAACCACUCUCGACCAAUUAAUUGGGUUUCGCGCCGCGCAAGGCAUAGGCGGCGCGGGCAUGUACUCCAUGGCCAUGAUUACCUAUCCUGAGCUCAGUCCGCCGUCGAAAGUGGUCCUCGUGACGUCGACUUUAGGCGUGAUUGUUGCGUUGGCGGGUGUUGUUGGCCCUGUACUGGGCGGUCUGCUUACAACGUAUGCUGGCUGGCGAUAUGUCUUCUGGAUCAACGGCCCCUGUGCAUUUGUUCCCGCCGUUUUGCUAUUCCUCAUCUGGCCAAAGGACUAUCAGCUCUUUGUCAAGGUUCCUUUCCGGCAUCUCGAUUAUAUUGGCGCUGUUCUCGUCUUAUCAGGAACGGUACUACCAGUUUUCAUCAUCAAUCAGGCCGCCAUCAAGGAUUACGCCUGGGAUAGUGCCACCACCAUCAUCAUCUUCAUCCUCGGCGGGCUGUGCUGGAUAUCGCUCAUCAUAUGGCAGAGAGUGUUGUCCAAGAAUCCUAAACUCCACUUCAUUAGAGCUCAGCUUCCGUGGCGGAUCAUAUCCAGCCGUGUAAUGAUGGCAGCCAUAUUUGAUACAUUCCUCUCCGGAUUCGUGCUGCUCCUCACCAUUAUCAACAUCCCUCUACGGUCACAAAUAGUGAACUUGUACGGCCCAGUCAAAGCCGGUGCUUUGCUACUUCCAAUGAUGGGUGGCGGCGCUGCCGGCUGUGCCUUGGGCGGAGGUUUAUCAUUGCGAAGAAACAACAUAUUUCCGGUAUUGAUCGUGGCUAGUGUCAUAAUUGCGAUAUCGUCUGGACUCUUGUCUGAUCUGCCAGAGACGUUGACCCCCGCCCCGAGACAAUGGGGGAUUGAGGCGCUUCUUGGGUUGGGCGUUGGGCUCAAGAUAUCCAGCACCACUUUCUUGUCUGUACUGCAGGUGGAUUUUGAGGAUCACGCUAUAUCGCAGGGCAUAAUCGCCCAAAUGCGUGUAUUUGGAGGCAGCGUCGGUGUUGCAAUCAGCAUCAUUGUCCUCAUCACCAAGAUCCAGUCCAGUUUGCAGGGUACACUGACUCCGGAGCAAUUAGCCAAUUUCUACCGGUCACCUCUUACGUUGUUUACGUUUUCGUCUGCGCAGCAGCUAGUAGCCCGGGAAGCAUUCAUUGAGGCCUUUAGAGUUGACAUGUACAUCUGUCUCGGCGUUUCAAUAGCAUCCCUUUUCGUGUCAUUGUUUACAUAUCAAACGCAUCCUCCGUCUGUAAAGUCCCGUUUGGAGGAUUUGGAAGCAGAGUUGACUCGGAGCACCGCGAUAGGUGAUGCAUCUAACGUGUGA
Pochonia chlamydosporia 170 is the source of this 1710-nucleotide messenger RNA. Its product is annotated as MFS multidrug transporter. The coding region runs from base 1 to 1710 and encodes 569 amino acids. The record is from RefSeq and is a predicted model, not a curated record. Gene Ontology annotation, cellular component: membrane. The transcript has 6 exons. Gene Ontology annotation, molecular function: transmembrane transporter activity. Gene Ontology annotation, biological process: transmembrane transport. Lineage: Eukaryota; Fungi; Ascomycota; Sordariomycetes; Hypocreales; Clavicipitaceae.